AUAAUUUAUCAAUAUUAAUCUAGCUCAAUCUACAUUAUUUUUAACCCAAUGCUAACCUUUAGUGAUUUUAUUUUCUGCCGAUCAUUUAGCUACAUGUUUGCUUACGGCCCUUGACCAAGUCAAGAAUAGCGGUCAUCUCUCAUGACGACAGACAAACAGUCAGAUAAAUGUACAGGCAGCCAGCACCAUGACCUCCUUUUUUCACUUUCUUCUGUGAGUAUUGUGCCAAGUCCUCCACCUUUGCAAAUAAGAUAAGAGCACAACUGCAAGAACUCUCCCAGCACCACGGACUACAAAAUGGAAGACCCGUUGGAGAAAGAGAUCCCACCAACUGAAGUAAAAGAUUCAGAUGAAGGAGGAAUUCGGCGGCGACUCAGAGACAGAGACCUGUUGAAGAAACGAAAAGCAGAGGCAGAGGAAAAAGCAACCAACCAGUGGGUUUAUGGGGCACAGAGCAUUAAAAGAGUCAAAAAGAGGACCACUACUGGCACUCCUGGAAGGAAAGGUCGACCAAGAAAAGAACCAAUAGUUAUUCCAGAAGACCUUGGUCUGGUUCAGGAAGUGGAUCCUUCUCCCACCACACUUCCUGUCACAGAACCUGAAUUGCCCACAAUAGCAGCGAUAGAGCCUUUGCAACCAGAUGAGCCACAACCAGAACUGGUGCCUGUGGAAGCAAUAAGUGAAAAACCUCAAGAAGAGUUUUUGAUUGAGGAUCUGGGGCCAGACGAGGAGGAAGACAUGCCUCAAAAAAGCCUGGUUAUCGUUACAGGAGAUGACGAGAAGCCAUAUAAUGAUGUGCCUGAACAGAGCCAAAUCGCAAUGCCAAUGUUUGCUCCAGCACCUGAUUCUUCUCAACCGGAUAACAUAAGCCUUACUGAGAAUUUACUUUUCUGAGCACCUCCUUUCUAUGGAAACAAUAGCAUUGUGGCUAACUCAUUUAAUACAUUUUAUCUCAAAGGAUUUAAAAACCUGAAACAAGAACAAAUGUAUAUUUAUUCAAAUUCUUAAUGUUUUCAUGUACAUAUGCCACUAGUUAUUACUUACUAGUCAAAUACAAACAUUAACUAGAUAUAUUGUUUGUUAGUUGUUACUUUACGGUACUUUUGUGCCCCCUAGUGAUUGUAAAUUGCAAAGUAAUAUUUGCCUCCAUUGCAAAUAAUCUUUGUUUAGAUUGUGUUUGUAUAACUGACUAUUUUACAAUAAAUAAAUUUUAUAUUUUG
Molecule: messenger RNA, 1220 nt
Organism: Danio aesculapii
Lineage: Eukaryota; Metazoa; Chordata; Actinopteri; Cypriniformes; Danionidae
Gene: hemgn
Product: hemogen
Exons: 5
Coding region: 298-894 (198 amino acids)
Source: RefSeq, a predicted model, not a curated record